GCCGGCCGGCCCAGCGCGCACGCACCCAGCGCCGCUCGCGGACUCCACCGACACACUAUCUACGACAUGUCAGCUCACAUCUUUCGAUGCAACAUGGAGAACUUUUACAAAUCACAUAUUUGGAUAGCGGCUGCAGCCCUGCUUGCUACCUGUGGAACUCUUGCUGGAGCCGGAGUCCGCAGACCUCCAGGCUCUACCGGCUCUAUUUUGGACAUCAUCGAUACUGAACGAGUGGAAAAAAUUCUUGCGGCGAGGAGGCAAGCCGAGCAAGCAAAGACAGCUUCGCCAUCCUAUUUGAAUCGAAAUGAUCUCGGAGACGGUAGUUCGGAAACUAUGAUUGUGUCAGUUCCAGACCAGGAGGAUAUUACUGAAAUUCCGCAGGGAGCAGAUUUUAGAAAAAUCUUGAAAUCCUCCAAAAAUGCGCUAGUAGUGACUAAAAAGGAAUACUUAAAAGAGGAUUGGUGCAAAACAGAGCCUUUGGUGCAAAAGAUACGGGAACCAGGAUGCUUGUCGACUACAGUGAUCAAUAAGUUUUGUUACGGGCAAUGCAACUCGUUCUACAUCCCGAAGGGCCCGCGGCGGCGCGACAACAACGACGGGAGGCCACCGCCCGCAUUCAAGUCUUGCUCGUUUUGUCGUCCUAAGAAAUUCACUUGGGUAGUAGUGACUCUACGCUGUCCGGGGCAGAGUCCUCCGUUCAAAUAUAAGCGGAUACAGAAGAUUAAACAGUGCAAGUGUUUACCGGUAGGAGUGAAUUGACGGUGAUUGGGCGAGGACCCUCCACUACAGAAGCGGUGUGACCGCCUGGUGCUUGCCGACCCUCUUGCGCACCGCGCUUGGAUAUCGUCAGAGUUCGUAGAGCGGAUGAAAGGGAGAGUUUAAGAGAAAACGAAGGAUUCAACACGCUCUGAAAUGAAACGAAUUUGAACGAAUUGUUACCGUUUUGUCUUGAAAUAUUAGAUAUAGUCGAGUCAGCUCGGAGUAAAGUACUAAGUAGAUCGCACGCUCUCAUACGUCAAUAGGAUGACGUCAUGUGAUGCAAAUAUUAGAUGCUUAUUGUAGAUUACUUUUUAAUGGAACGACUUGUAUAGUGAGCCGCCGCCCGAGAGCUUUAAUUAAUUUGACCGUAGGAAAAACAUUUUGUCAACAGUGCGGUAGAAAAGUGAAGACCUUGCAUUAAUUUGAUAAACGUGGGAUCAUGAGGAAAUACGUGAGAUCAAUUGUUUGUUCUUGUAAAGUAGAACGACGCGUUUUGGUUUCGCUUAGUAAAUAAGGCAGUGUGAUACUAGGAGUAGAUUUAAAACUAAUUUGGUUAGAAAUCUAAGUGAAAUGUUAGUUUAACGAGUCACGUGUGGUUGUGAAUCCACACAUGUAGAUAUACAUAUAAUGCUUUCUUAUUUAUUGUUCAGUACGUAAUAGUGUAUUUUUAAUAUCGCUAAAAACAAAUACGCUUAUGGUAAUUAAGUAUAUAUAGGGACAAACUUUUUAAAAUAGUGAAUAUGUAAAAGUGGUGUCUGGAUUGUAUAAUAAUAUUCAUAUAACAUACACAUUGAAGUACAUGUUACACAAAUAUAAGCUGAUCUCUGUAUGCUCGCAAGACGUGUAGGCAUUUGUUUAUUUGGAUAGGUAAUUGUAAAUUGUUUUUAUGGUUCGUAAGAUAUGUUUGGUUAAGACAAUAUAGCAUUUACCAUUGUGCCAGUUCAUGUGUUUUCUAUGACGUCCUUAAAAAUGUUAAAAUAGAAAUUACUUUACAUUUAAAACUUUAUUAUGUGAACUGGAAUUGUUACUGAAAAUUUCGUGUAGUUUAACAGUGUUAAAAAUACUUCAAGAAAAUCUUUCAAGAAUUGGAAAUACAUCACUGUGUUAAUAGAACUGAUUGACUUUAUAUAACAUUUCUAUGGGUAUCUGUCUUGCCAGAGGGCUGCGCUGGCGUCGGCCAGCCUUUGUGAUUAAAGUAUAAAGUUGAAUAGUCAAGUGUAUAAAGCAAAUAAGCAAAGAAAGGCAUCCCAUAACUACUGAAAAUUAAGUUUCAAUAAUAUUAGACAGUUUGGCGUAGUCUAAUGUUUCACGACAAUAAUUUCCAUGUCAUUUUUCAAUUUGCGAUUUUAAUAUUCACAAAAUAAUGUUAGAAAUUGAAAUAUUUCUUAUAAAAAUCGUACGGUGGCGUGGGCCACACCCAAAGUUAUACAAUCUGUAAAAAACUUUGUUGUCAAUAAUAUCUUACGUCAUGUACAUGGCGUUCCAAUUUGCAGCUUAAAAAAAGUGACAGUUUCUAUCUUAACUUGUGUUUCAUUCCUUAGAGGAUGGAAAAAAUAAAGGAACUAAGGUUUCAUUCAUAAAUUUAUUUAUGACGUGACAUUCAUAGUUGCACAUUUUAUUUAUGAAUAGAAAAUAUUCAAAACAGUAGAAAAUAGAUUUGUGUUGUAGAUUGUUUCCAAAAGAGAAGACUAUGUAUA
Molecule: messenger RNA, 2456 nt
Organism: Hyposmocoma kahamanoa
Lineage: Eukaryota; Metazoa; Arthropoda; Insecta; Lepidoptera; Cosmopterigidae
Product: gremlin-1-like
Exons: 2
Coding region: 67-759 (230 amino acids)
Biological process (GO): animal organ morphogenesis
Molecular function (GO): receptor ligand activity; BMP binding
Source: RefSeq, a predicted model, not a curated record